Molecule: messenger RNA, 2179 nt
Organism: Gigantopelta aegis
Lineage: Eukaryota; Metazoa; Mollusca; Gastropoda; Neomphalida; Peltospiridae
Product: probable E3 ubiquitin-protein ligase DTX3
Exons: 3
Coding region: 306-1013 (235 amino acids)
Biological process (GO): protein ubiquitination; Notch signaling pathway
Molecular function (GO): metal ion binding
Source: RefSeq, a predicted model, not a curated record
UCGUUAAGUUUGAGCUCUGUAUUUAUUGGUAUUCACAUUGUUUAUCAGGAUGUCCUAUAAAUAUAUUAAUUUUCAUUUACAAUAAUACAUUGUACAUUAGGAUGUUCUAGAAAUGUGUGUUGGAGUGUUCACACUCGUCAGACGGUACCUUGAUUAAUGUUUUAUAGUAGCAAAUAGAUAACUAAAGUGUUAAUUAUGUUUACCAUUUUGUUUAAUUUAAAAUAGAUAACACGCUUGUAGAACCCCAACGAUUCCAGCAAGCUACCAACAAUUCUUUGAUACCUGCUAGCUACGUAAACACAGGCAUGGAAAAGGACUCGCCUAGUAACACAAGCAGUUUAAGAGAACCAAUGCACGAAAUGGACACAAAUGGACCUGGCAGUGACGGCCGAUCAACCCACGUGCUUCCACCAGAAUCACCUCCUAUUAGCAGUUUUGAUAUCAUAGACGACAUUUGUGUGAUCUGCAUAGACAUCGUCAGUGAACCCAAAAUACUUGACAAAUGUGGACACGUGUUUUGUUGUGGUUGCAUUGACAAGUGUUUCCAAGUCUUCAAGCCGGUCUGUCCCAUCUGCAACACCAUAUAUGGAGUGAUUAUUGGCAAUCAACCACCAGGUAGCAUGACGGUCAAACAUGAACCAUAUAGUCUGCCUGGACAUUCGGAUUGUGGAACUAUAAAAAUAAUGUAUCACUUUAACAGUGGAGUUCAAGGUCCUGAAAAUCCGAAUCCAGGCAGCCGGUAUCAUGGAACCACGCGUACAGCUUAUCUUCCAGACUCGCCCGAAGGAAACAAAGUCCUCUGUCUGCUGCAGAUAGCGUUCGAACGUAGAGUGACCUUUACGAUCGGCAUAUCAUUAACAACCGGACAAGAAGACGUCAUAACGUGGAACGACAUUCAUCACAAAACUCGUUGCGAUGGUAACGCAAAGGGAUUCGGAUAUCCUGAUCCAACUUACUUGUCCCGCAUCGUUGAAGAGUUGAAAUGUAAAGGAAUUACAGAAGCCGAUUUGUGAAUGCGAUUGAAGGAAGGAUUGCAGUACACAGUACAGUGUGUUCGUUCGUCCAUGUUGGUUACUAUGGAAGAUAUUAUCUCAAAGUUCACCCUGUCCAUUGCCAAAUUAGCCAUUUGCUUAUUUCUUCUUUUUUUUUUUUAAAUUUAGUAUUUGGCUAAUAAAAUGUUCUUUAAAUUAGCCACUGUUUGAAUAAUUAUCAAGAAAAAGAAACCUACAUAUCUGAAACCUGGCUAAAACUAAUUAUUUCCAACAUUAUUUUGUAAAAAUAACGAAAAACGGGCUUUCUUUUCCCAUGAGUUACAGAGUUGAAAAUUAGCGGUUGUCCGUGGCGAUCUUUAUUGGCUAAGGGCGACUAAGAAUUUUACAAAGGUAGUCCGUUGGGCGACCAUCGAUUUUAGGUACCAGUUAAAAAAAGAAACACACUAAAACUGAACCGAAUGUGACAAAACACACCAUGUAUGUGCUGGCGCAAACUAUUCUGACAGCAUAAGACAUAGAACAUGCUCUAUAUUUUGACAGCGCCUGACUCGGCAUCUGUGGCUUUGGGCCAGGUCAUUCUAAAAAUAGAACUCAAAACGUAUUGAAGACUCUGCAUGUAUUUUUUAAAAUCUGGAAGUCCUAGGCUUAUUGGAAUGGACUGGAUACGCCAUAAUUAUCUAGUACAGCUACUAUUUGAUAAUUUUUAUUGAAUGUUAUGGUAAGAAAGAAUCAUAUUUUAUUAGCUUGUAUUAUUCUGGGACAAAAUCAUAAUCUGUCUUGUACGUAGUUGCAACUUACACUAACGUGAGCGCAUGCGCACCUAUAACAAUAACAGUGAAUUUUCCAUUACUACUGGGCUUAUUCCAAAGGCCAGUCAAUUGAUUGUCGUUGACGGUAUCAUGCACGAAAAAACACGCACAGACACAUUAUUACAUUUUACAAAGGCAGAAAAUAUAAAUGUUAUGCCAUUGUCCGUUUGCGUCAAACGGGAACCAAUGAAUUUGCAUGUAACUUCGUAAUGAGUAAAGGUAAAAUUCAUAUAGGGGAAGCCAUGUGUUUUAGUACAUGACGUCACACAUCAGCCUGCACGCGCAUCUGGUAGGCAGAAGUCCAUAAUGGCCAGUACUCUUUUGACCCAUACAAUUUGACGAUUUGAUUAAGGCUAACAAACUUCCUCUUUUUUUUUC